AUAUAAAGCAAUAGAUACUUUGUCACAAAUAUAAAGCAACAGAUAUUUUGAACUUCCAAGUUUCUUCUUUGCUAACACAGCAAAAACAAAUCUUGUGCAACUCUGUUACAUCACAUACAUCAUAAAUACAUACAUGAGUUCACAUAUUCAUGCAUAAAUUUACUGUACUUCUGUUUUCUUUAAGAAAAUGAGAAAUGUUUAACAAAAUAAAAAUAUUGGUAAUUGGACCAAAACAGAGUGGUAAAACAUUUUUGUCAAACUUUAUUGCUGAUGCAACUGAAUCUACAAGUGGCGAGUAUAGAUCAACAAAAGGUGUCAGGAUAUUAGAAUUUGAGGUAGAAGGUGUAGAUAUUGGUGGAAAUCACACUGUCAAUUUAGAAGUGGAGUUGUGGGAUUGCAGUGGUGAUCAAAGAUAUGAAGGAUGUUGGCCAGCAUUGCAAAAAGGUGCCAAUGGAUUGAUAUUUGUUUACAAUCCUGAUGUAACUGCUCAUGAAAAAGAAUUAGAAAGUUGGUAUCUUCACUUUUCAAAGCAACAAGGUAUAAAAGAUCAGCAGUGCAUCGUUUUUGCCCACUCAAAGUCUGGUAAUUCGGGAUCUUCACUUGUUAAGCUGAAUGGAAACUUAGGACGAGUUUCAUUAGUAAAUACAAACUUUGAAGAAGAUUCUGAAGGCAUUAAAAAUGCUUUUAAGAAAUUUUUAAGUUAUGUUUUGUCGCACGUAAACGACAGCAGAGACCAAGAAGAACUUAGCAUUAUUGAAUAACUUAUAUUUGCUGAAUCAAUAGUAACAUUCUUAUUUGUAUAAAAUAGGUCACGUGGA
Molecule: messenger RNA, 818 nt
Organism: Hydra vulgaris (swiftwater hydra)
Lineage: Eukaryota; Metazoa; Cnidaria; Hydrozoa; Anthoathecata; Hydridae
Product: intraflagellar transport protein 22 homolog
Biological process (GO): intracellular protein transport
Cellular component (GO): endomembrane system
Molecular function (GO): GTPase activity
Source: RefSeq, a predicted model, not a curated record